GCACCAUCACAGUCUCAGGCGACAGUCACCAAAACCGGCAGUUUCCCAAUUUGCAUAUUUUGCCGUUUCUCUCUACCCCCCGGUUACCUUAUUAAGAACCCACCUCACUGUCUCCAUUACUCACCUGCUCUCAGUUACACUGACCAGGAAAUAUAGCCGUUGCUAUUUUCCUGGAAAAUAUAAGAGUCGGAAGGGUUGGAAAGAGAGCUUCGGAAAAGAGGAGUUUCCUGCGCAGAUCUGGUUUUUUGCUUCUUUCUGGGGCCUGUGAGCUUAAAAGGAUAAAUGUGAAGAGAAUACCGGAGAGUCGCAGAAACAGCUCGUUUUUGUUUAUUUUUGCUUCAGAGUGUGUUAGGUGAAACCAGAAGGAGGUAAAGAUGGGAGCUUUGUACAUUUUUUCUUGGAUCUUGCUUCUUGGUAUGGUGUUUUAUCAGGGAGCUUCAGACCCAGUUGAAGAUAAGCAAGCAUUGCUUGAUUUUGUUAACAAUCUGCGUCACUCGCGUUCUCUAAACUGGAAUGUGAGCACUGCUGUGUGCGGUAAUUGGACAGGAGUGACCUGUAGUCAAGAUUGUUCCCGUAUAAUAGCCGUGAGAUUGCCUGGAAUCGGAUUGCACGGUCCAAUUCCACCCAAUACCAUCAGUCGCCUCUCUGCUUUGCAGAUUUUGAGUCUUAGAUCCAACGGUAUUAGUGGGAACUUCCCUUCUGAUUUCCCAAAUUUGAAGAACUUGUCUUUCCUUUAUCUUCAAUACAACAAUUUCUCUGGUCCGCUGUCAGUGGAUUUCUCUGUUUGGAAGAAUCUAACCAUUGUCAAUUUGUCUAACAAUGGUUUCAAUGGAAGUAUUCCUACUUCACUGUCUAAUUUGACUCAUCUCCAGGGGUUGAAUCUUGCAAAUAAUUCGUUUUCUGGUGAGAUUCCUGAUCUGAGUUUGCCUAGCUUGCAACAGAUAAAUUUGUCUAACAAUAAUCUUAGUGGUAGUAUUCCGAAGUCACUUAGAAGAUUCCCACCUUCUGUAUUUGAUGGCAACAACAUUUCCCCAGAAAGUUCCCCUCGUGCAUCCCCCAUUCCUGCGCCCAUUGACAGACCACAUCCCUUGAAACCUAGGAGUGCUGGGAAACUUGGUGAAACUGCAUUGUUAGGAAUCAUAGUUGCUGCUUGUGUAUUGGGGAUUGUGGCAUUUGCAUUUUUGAUAAUUGUGUGCUGCUUGAGAAGAACAAGGGAGGAUGAAUUUUCAAGGAAGUUGCAAAAGGGUGAGAUGUCACCAGAGAAAGUGGUUUCAAGAAGUCAAGAUGCAAACAAUAGGUUGUUCUUCUUUGAGGGUUGUACCUAUGCAUUUGAUUUGGAGGAUUUGUUGAGGGCAUCAGCCGAGGUACUGGGGAAGGGGACUUUUGGUAUUGCUUAUAAGGCAGUACUAGAGGAUGCAACAACAGUGGUGGUUAAGAGGUUAAAGGAGGUAAGUGCUGGGAAGCGGGAUUUUGAGCAACAAAUGGAGGUUGUUGGAAGUAUUAGGCAUGAGAAUGUGGUUGAGCUGAAGGCUUAUUACUACUCCAAAGACGAGAAGCUGAUGGUUUAUGACUUUUACAGUCAAGGAAGCCUCUCUGCCAUGCUACAUGGUAAGAGAGGAGAUGACAGAGUCCCUCUAGAUUGGGAUGCCAGAAUGAAAAUAGCCAUAGGUGCAGCAAGAGGAAUUGAACGCAUCCAUAUGGAGAGUGGUGGCAAGUUUGUCCAUGGCAACGUCAAGUCAUCAAAUGUCUUUCUGAACUCCCAACAGCUUGGUUGUGUCUCCGAUGCUGGUCUGGCAACUAUAAUGAGUCCACUAGCCCCACCUAUCUCUCGAGCUGCAGGUUACCGUGCCCCAGAAGUGACAGACACCAGGAAAGCCACACAGCCUUCUGAUGUCUACAGCUUUGGGGUGGUCUUACUGGAGCUCCUUACAGGAAAAUCCCCCAUCCAUACAACUGGUGGCGACGAGAUUGUACACUUGGUGAGGUGGGUGCAUUCAGUGGUUCGAGAGGAGUGGACAGCAGAAGUAUUUGACGUUGAAUUGUUGAGGUAUCCAAAUAUAGAGGAAGAGAUGGUUGAGAUGUUACAAAUUGCAUUGGCAUGUGUAAUGAGGAUGCCAGAUCAAAGGCCCAAAAUGCCAGAUCUUGUGAAAAUGAUAGAAAAUGUCCGUAGGAUCGAUCCUGAGAAUCGUGCAUCUUCUGGAAACAGAUCUGGAAGUUCAACUCCACCACCUCCACCACCACCACCACCAGCAGAAGUGACUGACAGAGAACCCAAGUCUGAAGCUUCAUAAUUAGUGAGCAUUUCACCCAUUAGUUAUUUGAUGAUGUUUUUUUUGUCUUUUUCAGUGAACAACUACUCUCGUGGGUCUUCUAUUCAAAAAAACUAAUUUCAGUAAGCUAGAGGUAGAUCAGGUUGUGUGAUUCCUCUUGUUAUUGCUUGAACCUUUGUUAUGAAGAAAAUUGCUUGUAUUGAAUCUACUAUUUUAAGUCAACAUUUCUACUGUUAUCCCUGUAUUGGAGAUGCACUU
Messenger RNA from Rubroshorea leprosula, 2528 nucleotides. The record is from the annotation of a GenBank genome assembly. Lineage: Eukaryota; Viridiplantae; Streptophyta; Magnoliopsida; Malvales; Dipterocarpaceae.